CAAUGUUUCAACCAAUGCGCGCACACGGACGGAAUUGCAGACGUACGCGCUUCAGCUUGUUGCUUUUCGGCGAUGCCUGUGCAUGGUUCGUGGACAGCUCAGUACCUGGAUAAUGCAACUUUGAUAACAGAACAUUGACCUUGAGUGAGCUCAUAGUUGUGGGGACAACAGGGAAGCCCGUGUCUGAAGCCAUGAGCCUGCUCAUCCGACAGUUGCAGGUGUCCCUCACACAACAAUCAAUUUUGACCAAUCAAGCAUCAGCUUUAUUACAAAGGGUCACAUCAUCUUUGCCUGCCCCUCUUUGCAGACUUGCUCCUACGAAUGAGAGGCACUACAGAACGAUGCCAACACAUGGCAUCGGCAGGUGGAAAUAUCUGUUGCCCAAAGAAGUGCCCAGGAAGAAGCGGGACAAGCUUCAGAUGAAGCCCAUCCGGGGAUCCACCGCCACGGAGUACGGCUCUCUGAGCGUCAAGGUGUCGGGCUACGACAUGACGGUGGUGGAGCACUACUCCCAGUACAUCCACAACCUCUGCAACCGGCUCGGCGUCAGGGUGUCGGAAAGCUACGCUUUACCAACAAAGAGCACAGAGGUCAUGCUGAUGCAGGAGCAAGGUACCAAGAUGUACAUCGACGCCCUCCUCAAGACGCACGAGAGGAUCGUCCAGAUCAGCAGCAUGAACGCCACCUUAUGCCCCACCUUCAUGGACGUGGUUCUCCAGAACCAACCGGAAGGCGUUCAGCUUUCAGUCAAGGAGCACGUGGAGAGAGACUUCCUGGAGCGCUUCAAGGCGCGACCCCAGCUGGAGGGUCUCAUGGCGCAGGUGAACCAGCGGGACUGACCGUCCUGAGGAACAUCCUCCGUCGCCCCGGCAACACCCGUAACACGACACACCCCGCCUCAGCAAAAUGAACUCCCAGUAUUCCCCUCGUUCCUCUUCCCUCCUGCUCCCCAUGUUGUUGUUGUGCGCCCCUGUGGUUAUGUAUUGAUGGUGACUAGUUGUGAUUGUUGAAUAAAUUGUACUGACUCCCGAAACAAUGGUUCCCUCGAGUCGUCUGUGGUGUUUGCGUUCUCCGCUCAUCGCACUGCUUUUACGUGGUUGCGUUACCUUACAGUUUGAACGGCUAUUGGGCGGUUUAGCGUUUAGAACUAAGGUGGCCGCCGCGUGUAUGAGGCCGGUCAGCACAGAUUGGUUCAAUUCCCCUUUCCUGUUUGGAACACCUUGUGACCGGCUUCUAGAGGGUCUUCAUAGCUUACCCUGGGAUCGUCUCUGGGCACAGCUAGCAAAGCUCUGAUGGAGGGCCUUCCUUGAACGAGUGCAAUUUACAAAUGUACUCUGGGACUCAGACUUGCAGACAGCACCCCCUGAAAAGGGCCAAGCCCCCCCUCCCGCAUUUCUUCAUUGCAAUAGACUUCAAUUUGACAAUAACAAAUGCUAGAAGAAAAAAAGGCUCUUUCACAACUGGUAUCACACCACACAAGGAACAAGCAUUGAGGAAUAGCUGUCGAAGUUAAUUUGAGAAGACAUGUAUGAUUUCAUGACUACUUUUUGACCAUACCAAAUUCACAUAAACUGUAUUACAACAAUUGCAGUCAAAUCAAAAUAUUGUCUUUUCUUCAAUUUCAUUAACUCAGAACAAUAGUAAACUAACAACAAUUUGACCAUAAAAAAUGCAUGUGAAAAAAAAUAGGUCUAACAAUUUCCAGAUCACACCACACAAGCGAGAAGUGAGAAAUACACUGUAAACCCGAACUUGUUGUUUCAACUUAAAAAUGUGAGUGUCCAUGCUGCCUUGAAAUUGUAUGUCAAGACAACUAAGACAAUAAGUUAACUUAAAUAGAUUUUGCUAUUUGACUCAACUCCAUCUUCAGUCAAUAUUACUUGAAACCGUUAGGUGACAUAACUUAACCUCGAUUCAAUACUACAUAAAUUCAAUAGUUGAUUAAACUUAAAUAGCAUUAUAAGUAACAUAAUUAUUUUUGUUGAUGCAACUAAAAAACUAGUGAGUUAUACUUACAUUUAUGAACUGAUUGAAUAUAAAGCCCAAUCAAGAUUACUUAAAUGUAUAGUUUGAUUUAACUGAUAUACUAGUGAGUUGUACUUACAUUUAUUCACUAAUGAAAAUAAAGCCCAAUCAAGAUAACUUAAAUGUAUGAGUUGAUUGUAGGAAUACGUCCAUUGCUAACCCUUACUAGCCUACCCGUGGGGGGGAGGGGUCAGGUUCAUGGGGGUCGCGGAUGUGGCUAGUGCCAGAAUGGUGCUGCCCCCAUGUGGUGAAAAGAGAAAUUGCAACGGUGGCGGGCUGGCGGGCAAUAAAUAAUACAUUUUCUUAAUGGAGCCGCGGGCCAUAUAAAAUAUAGCCCCGUGCCAAGAUUGGCCCGCGGGCCGGACUUUGGACAUGCAUGUUUUACCUGAACUGUCUGCGAUUGGGUCCUACCUGCCUCCCUGCCAACCGCUAACCGCUAACAUUGAGUAAUUAAAUACAAUUAUUACUUAAAAAGUAGGCUAAGUAACAAAUAACUUUACAAGGGAUGCACUCGGUAGAUCUAAUAUAACGUGAAAACAAAAAACACAGAAAAGAACACCAGACAAACAUGCAAAGCUCGGGAAUGGGGCAUAGUAAUAUUAAGCUCCUCAUCUCCAUACACAUGCAAAUACUGUGCAUGUGUAUGUAUCCAUGUGUUCGCAUGUGUGUAUGCAUGUACGUAGGUGGUAUGUUGCUUCAGUCAGUCAAAAUUCUGCAAGGAAAGAGAAGUUAAAGGUAUGCUGCUUCAAAUGUGCAGCUCAAUGCGACUUUCAAUCUGAAUAUGCCAAAGAACCUAUGAGAGAGAAAUAUUUGGGCUUUGGAAAUAAAUAAAGUAUCAAAUCAGCAUUGAUUGUUAAUCACAACGUCAUAAUAAUAAAGAAAGCCAGAGAGUAGUUUAAAGUUGAUCUAGGUCAGAAAUAGACAGUGUCGUUUUAUACCACUUUUAUUUGCAAUAUGUAUUUCAAGUUAUCAUCAGAACAAACCAAUUUCAGUUCUUAUCUUCUCAGGGACCUAGACUGUGGCUCUCAGCUGCAGGAUUCUCAUUUAUCUCAUCCUGACGACGGAUGUCGCUCUUCCAGCUGAGUUGGAAAUCUGAUAUCCCCUGACUUCUCAACUGCGCCUCGAGCUGAACACAAACAAACAAUAGUUCUCGCAUUGCCCGGUCGUGCUGCUUAUCUGACAUUUGAGAGUAAACAAGUAGGUAUGCAAAUAUGUUGUCCUUGAAGACAGCAUUGAGACCAUUAAGAAUUAGAAUAGUGCAGGGGUUUAUCUAUUUCAAUUCUGUUCUUCCUGUUAUUUAAAUUAAAUUUUGCAAAACUUAUCGAUAAAGAUAUUGACAUCACUAUACAAAAUUGCAUGUUUGCAGCCAAAUCGAAGCACCACCUUGACCUCAGAUGGUUACAGUGUGUGCAGGGUAUUUUGAAAUGAAAUCAUUCAUUUCAGAAUCAGGCUUCGGAUUUAGACACUUUGCAGUUAGAUUUAAAGAUCACUUUAUCA
Messenger RNA from Gadus chalcogrammus (walleye pollock), 3522 nucleotides. RefSeq names its product mitochondrial ribosomal protein L48 (gene mrpl48). The transcript has 8 exons. Lineage: Eukaryota; Metazoa; Chordata; Actinopteri; Gadiformes; Gadidae. Gene Ontology annotation, cellular component: mitochondrial ribosome. The coding region runs from base 192 to 839 and encodes 215 amino acids. The record is from RefSeq and is a predicted model, not a curated record.